Molecule: messenger RNA, 1869 nt
Organism: Salvia splendens (bonfire salvia)
Lineage: Eukaryota; Viridiplantae; Streptophyta; Magnoliopsida; Lamiales; Lamiaceae
Product: F-box protein At4g00755-like
Exons: 6
Coding region: 478-1716 (412 amino acids)
Molecular function (GO): protein binding
Source: RefSeq, a predicted model, not a curated record
GACUGAUUCCUACAGAAUUUCAUCAUAGGCCAGAAAACUCCAGUCCAAUCUCAUUCCAUCCUUUCUCUCUCUCUGGCUAUACAUACAAAAUAUACGCGCGCAAUAAUUGUAUAUUUUGAUGGCUUCUUUGUUGUCAAGGUGCGAGCGAUAAGGGGUGAGAGACAAUUCGUUACCAUUGGGUGAUGCUAAGAUUUGUCUUUGCCAUCGGAAACAUUUUUCAAUUUAGCUUUUUUAUCUUUAUCGUUUCAUCUUUUUUUUAGUUAGCUCAAUUUGAUGACUUCGUUUAUCUUUGUCCCCCUUAUGUUUAUAUGUCUCAGAUUUUCCUUUGGUAGCUGAAUUCUGUUUCAGUUUUAGGUUGUAUUGCAGAAAUUGAAACUUGGAAGUUGAAAAAAAGAAAGUUUUACUGUAUUUCAUUUUCACCUAAAUUGGGGCAUUUCUCUUCCGAUUACCCUUUUAAUAUAGGCAGUGCAGAUUUGAAUGAUAUUUGUGCUUGGAAGAUGUUACGCUCACAAUUAUAUGUGGUUGCAGCCUGAGCUUUUGAUGAUUUGCAGCUGGUUAGAAUACAUGGAUUGCAAAAAAAUAGAGACUUCAAAUAGUUUUAUUGACUGGCUUGAGACAGAUGUCUUCCUUUAUGUUAUGAGUUUCUUAGAUGACCCGGCUGAUAUAGCUACUGUCUCUGCUGUCUCGUGUCAUUGGCGCCGAUUUGUGAUUGCAAAUGGGCUUGCAAAACAGCUGUGCUUAAAAAACUUCCCGCAGCUCUCUGGUAUUGUUGAAGUAGUGAAUGGAAAUGAAGGAACAACGAAUUCAGUUGCAGUCAAUGCCAGUAGUGCUGUCGAAUGGGCGGUCCUCAAGAGAGAUCACUGGGCUUAUGCAUCUCUACUUCAGGCCAUCCUGAAAUCGAAGGUUUCACCAAAGGAUUGCAUAGCAAAAGCAGUAAGUGCAUCUAGCACCGACAAUUAUCCAGACGAAAGUGUUGUUAAUACAUUGAAUCCAAGGGACAGAUUCAUUCGGAGAGCUUCAUACUGGUCAAGUAAAGGACAAAGUAAUCCUGACGUGCCGGAGACGUUAGUUUAUAAACUAAGUGCAGGAAUUUGGGUUAUUACUGAAGUCGAUAUUCAACCAUUUGAAGCUUUUUUCCAGAUGGGAAAACCCAUAUACUCUGCCAAAUUUGUAAGAUUCAGAAUGGGCCAUCUGAAAUCCCCAAGAGAGAUAGGAGAUGACCUCCAAUGUUUACCAUUGCAGAAACCUGAUGAUGACAAGUUUGUAUGGACUUACACUUCUCCACAAUUUCCCAUGACACAGGAGAAUUGCUUGCAGCCGUUCAAGCUACCAGAUCCAGUCCUCUGCGUUGGUGGAUAUAUGCAGAUUGAACUGUUGGGUAGGGUCCAGAGGCAGGAAAUCGAUGGAUUAUUCUAUAUAUGUGUGUGCUACGUUCGGGUUCUUGGGCGUCCUCUAUUCCCUGCAUUCAACAUGGAGAUUCUGGAGCCAGAUGGGGAGCUUUUGCUCAAGUUUUACCCCAAGAAUCUCAACUGCGUGCUGCAAAACUCAUCGCGGGAUGAGAUCCCUGAACUACGCCACCUUGAAGAGAAGAUGUUGUUGGAUCGAAUAGGUCUGCUGGAGGAUUUGUUGCGCGGGAUACAAGAAGGGCCUAACCAUGCCUUGGCUUUGGAAGAAGAUGACGACGAGGAUGGCAUGGAUGCCGAUCUUGUUCCCUAAUUUUCUGUUUUCGGCUCUAUAGAUGACUAAGCUUUUGAUGCACUUGAUAUUCUUGUCAAUGAGCAUGUAUAUUGAUAUGUCAUCUAGAACAUCUUCUGAAGAAAUAAAACUAUAACAACAAUAUAAUUAAAUAAAAGUCGCUUUCAAACGCAA